Molecule: messenger RNA, 3042 nt
Organism: Hypoxylon trugodes
Lineage: Eukaryota; Fungi; Ascomycota; Sordariomycetes; Xylariales; Hypoxylaceae
Product: DUF1793-domain-containing protein
Exons: 3
Coding region: 296-2767 (823 amino acids)
Source: RefSeq, a predicted model, not a curated record
AAGUUUCUUUCCUUCUUUCCUUCCCGUCAUCGUGAAGGAUUGGUUUGAUUCGCAACAUUUCUUGCCAUCCUAUCCCCUUUACCUCACCCAUCGCCAUUCUCAUGCUCACUCCUCAAAACCUCGGAUACCUUUGCUUUUAAAGAUAUUCUUACAAACUCGUAUAUAUCUUAGCUCUAUGUUUCCCUAGCUACAUACCUAUGUAGUUGUCUACAGCAUUGUCUUUUUUUCGUAUGCUUACUUUUAUUUCACGCACUAUUAGUUUAGCAAUAAAAAAUUACCCAUUUUAUACGUCGCCAUGAGGGUGUGUCUCUGGCCUGCCCUCGCGGCUAUGGCUCUGGCCCUCGUUCAUGCUUCGACAUUAACACCACCUGUAUUACCUUUGAUUGUUCGGAAUCCGUACUUGAGCUUCUGGUUCGCACAUUCCCGAGAUGCUCCGUGGGAGAACUGGCCUAUGUUCUGGACCGGCAGCACCGUCGGCUUCGCUAUCAUGGCCGCUGUGCCAGAGACCAAGACAGUAUAUCCUCUAUUAGGUCGCUCGCAGGACUUCUUGAGGCGUUCUUCUAGUUUUGAAGUUUCGUUUCCGAGAUAUGACGGCGCUACGUUCGACGCUUCCACCACGAAUCUGACAUUUACCAUUCAGGAUUCUGAUAUAAAAAUCACACUUUCGUUCCUAUCCCCUAUUACGCCCACAUCGACAUUUCGACAAUCGCUACCGGCCGGCUAUUUGACUUGCAUCGUCGAGGGAUCGACGGACGUUAGUCUUUACGUUGAUAUAAACGGGGAAUGGGUCAGUGGCAAUAGAGACAAUAAGAUUGAGUGGGGGCUCGUCCAGACCGAAAAGAGUGAUAGUGCUAAGACUCCAAUCAAGACGUGGAGCAUCACACGACAUCAAGAACAGCUCCUAACCGAGUUUUUCGACCAUGCUGAGUGGGGAACUAUUCAUAUUUCUGCCCCAGCUGAUGUUGAACAUCAAUCCGGUGAAUCGAAUUAUAUACGGCGUCAUUUUGCUGAGCAUGGUUCGUUGGGAAAUAAGAUUGACGAUUCUUACCGCGGAAUUUUCGAAGAUGAGCCUAUUUUCGCCUUUUCCAAGUCCUUCAAGCUUAGAGAAAAGUCGAAUGACUCGCCUGGUGGUGCUAAAGACAGCGUGAUGUUCACGUUUGCCCUCACUCAAGAUCCCGUCGUUCAAUUUGCGUCAGCUAGAGGAUUGACUUUAAUGCGACCCUUGUGGGCCUCUUAUUUCUCAAGUGCCCAGGAAAUGUUGCAAUACCACUAUGACGACUACGACACGGCGGUAUACCUUGCCAGCAAUUACUCCGAACAUCUUGCUAAAGACGCAUUCGCUUCCGGUUCUCAAGAUUACCAAGACAUUGCGGCACUGUCGGCACGCCAAGUAUUGGGAGCGACGCAAUUCUCCGGGACCCCUGAGAACCCCAUCAUCUUCCUCAAGGAAAUCUCAUCGAAUGGCAAUUUCCAGACUGUCGAUGUUAUAUUCCCAGCGUUCCCAUUUUUCUUAUAUACCAACCCCCAGUGGCUGGCAUACCUGCUCGAGCCUCUGUUGGAGCACCAACUAAGCGGUCAGUAUCCCAACGAUUACAGCAUGCAUGAUCUCGGGUAUCAUUUCCCUAACGCAACCGGACACGGCGAUGGGAAUGACGAGUACAUGCCGGUCGAGGAGUGUGGUGAUAUGUUAAUUAUGGGCCUUGCAUUGGUGAAUGCACUGAGGGAUAAUACGCAGCCCGCGUUUGCUCGUACAUCGCCAACCGAAAUAAUACCUCUAAACUUGGAGCAUAUUGAGAAUUCGGGCCUGGUUAAUUCCUAUGGAAUGGAUCUCACAUGGGAAGAUAUGGGCACAACGGGUGAAAAGGCUGCGGCAAGAUGGGUUCAUCGAUCCUAUAAACUAUGGAAACAAUGGACGGGUUACCUUGUCCGAGAAUCGCUCAUCCCUGCCAACCAGUUGUGUACCGAUGAUUUUGCCGGUUGGUUAGCUAACCAGACAAACCUGGCACUGAAGGGAAUAAUCGGCAUUAAGGCCAUGAGUGAAAUUUCCCAAGUCAUCGGCGAAGAGGUCGACUCCAAAUGGUAUAAUAAUGUAGCCGACGAAUACAUUGAUAAAUGGCAAGAAUUUGGGUUAUCUAGGGACAAGACACAUGCGAAGCUGGCGUAUACCUGGUAUGGAUCAUGGACAACACUCUACAAUAUCUUCGCCGACGCUUUGCUUUGCUUCCAUCUACCUACCAAUACGUCAUCUUUGCAGGGAUCGAGUAGGAUUGGAAACUCGGAACAAGUACCCAUUGAACAUGAGGACGAGGCCAGAACUAGCUCGAGGUCAACGUUUAUCCCGGACAGUAUAUAUCAGAUGCAAAGCGAUUGGUACCACGCAGUACUCCAGAGAUACGGCUUGCCACUAGACAGUCGCCAUCUAUAUACAAAGAGCGACUGGGAAUUCUUCGCUGCUGCUGUAACGAGUAAGAAAGUGCGGACCGAGAUUCUUCAGCACGUUGCGACCUGGGUCAACGAGACCGUAACAGAUCGACCUCUGACAGAUCUCUAUGAGACGGAAGGGAGAGGAGGGUUUCCUGGACCUAAUUUUAUGGCUCGUCCAGUGGUAGGAGGCCAUUUUGCCUUCCUCGCGUUGGAGAGAGCCUGUGGAGGUAAAGCAUCCGAGGGUCUGAGGUUUUUAGAUGAUGCGGCUCCUACAACUGUUGACGUCGAACGAGCAUUGAUGGCGGAUAUGAUUGAGAAUCAAGUCGAUAUGGGUGAAUUGUAAUGAUAGCCCAAUACUUCUAAAUAGCCCAUUUCGCUUCGGUUUGGAUACAACAAAGCAUGGCAUAUGUGCAAAUGAGUACCUAAGGUUUAACGACUCGAAUCAAGUGAACAAUUGGUAUAGAGGAGACUACGAUCCGGUUUGUUGUAUUGCAUAUGUGUCUUCUGAGUGAGUCUUGAAGGAAAGUCGUUGGAAGCAUUGGCCUUCAUGUUGUCUUCCUUCUACUUGGCAUCGGGAUAGUAUCGUUUCCGUACAUUAAUAUAACUCGGUAAUACAUG